Centrocercus urophasianus (Greater sage-grouse) is the source of this 1423-nucleotide messenger RNA. RefSeq names its product TBC/LysM-associated domain containing 2 (gene TLDC2). Gene Ontology annotation, biological process: response to oxidative stress. NCBI's taxonomy places the organism in Eukaryota, Metazoa, Chordata, Aves, Galliformes, Phasianidae. The coding region runs from base 92 to 745 and encodes 217 amino acids. Gene Ontology annotation, cellular component: nucleus. The transcript has 6 exons. The record is from RefSeq and is a predicted model, not a curated record.
CCGGGGGCUGGGGAGGGGCCAGAGCAGGUGAACAUUAACCUGGGGCAGUGCCAGGUGUCCCCAGCAGCGCAGCACCCCAGGAGCACACAGGAUGAGGGGACUCCGUGCCCACUACCACCUCCUGCCUGACCAGGAUGAGGAGCAGCCCACAGAGUGCACGGAGCCAGACAGUGAGGAGCAGCCAGGCUGGGAGGGGGCUCCGGUGACACCCCCAGCCCCAGAGGAGCCAUGCAGGCUGGUGCUGAGCACGCCAAGCAGCAUCCUGCAGGAAAGGGAGAUUGAGGAGCUGGGCCCCCACCUGCCCACCCGGCUGCAGCAGCAGCCCUGGAGCCUGCUGUACUGCACUGCGCGGGAUGGCUUCAGCCUGAGGACCCUGUACCGGUGCACCGGCCAGCUGAGCUCCCCAGCACUGCUGCUCAUCCGUGACACCGAGGCUCAGGCCUUUGGUGCCUUCUCCACCAGCCCCAUUCAUGUGAGCAGUGGCUUUUAUGGCACAGGGGAGACAUUCCUCUUCUCCUUCUCCCCAGAGCUAAAGGUGUUCAGGUGGACGGGAAGGAACAGCUUCUUCCUGAAGGGAGACACGGACCUGCUGAUGGUCGGCGGGGGCAGCGGCAAGUUUGGGCUGUGGGUGGACGGGGAUCUGCACCACGGAGGGAGCUGCCCCUGCGAGACCUUCAACAACGAGAGCCUCUCAGCGCGGGGGGAGUUCUGCAUCCAGGACCUGGAGGUGUGGGGCCUGGCCUGACGGGCAGCAGUGCCACAGGACGCGCCUGAAACUACGGUUCUCGGAGCCGACAGAGCUGUGCCCCGUCCUGCAGGCACCGGGAAGGGCGGUGCGGACGGAACCCUGCAGGAUGCCGGCCCUGCAGCGGGGUGCUGUGGUGCAUGCGGUGCCCUGCAGGGCCAGCCCUGCCUGCAGCACCUUUGGACACAGCCUGGCAGAGAUGGGCACAGCCCCCAGAAGGGCAUGAGUCAGGAGCCGUGUGUGUGCUGGGGGAGAAGUGAGCACCUGGGACGGCCCUGUCCCACCAGCUGCUGCCCUCAGGACAGUGGGAGAGGGGCUGGUGUGUGAAAGGCUGCUGGCCACCAAUAAAUGGGAAGAGCUGCGCUCUGAGCCUCGUCCUUAUUGCCAAAAUAACAGUGCCAUGAAGCUGUAUACAGAAAGCAGCAGCUUCAGGUAAAACCUGUGUUGGAAAUAUCCAAAUACUGUAUCAGGACGGUAUCUCUGAUAAAGCAGAUUUUAGUGCAAUUGCGAUGGCGGGCCUCCUGCAAGCAGGAGAGCACCCAGAAAACAGUGUUCCAUUUUUAUUUCCUGUUGCCCGACGCUGAUCUCUUUCUCCCCUCGUUCCUCAUUGGCUGAGUACUUUAGGUUCACAAUCUUCUCGACGCUUCACUGAACAAGCAAAUACUGGACAAACAUAAA